GCGAAACGCGACCACGUUGCGAUAUAAAAGGAGUUUGGCUUAAAUUUCUUUAUCAAUCACACACCGGCCGCCUGCACUCACGCUCGGAUAUAUUUGCCCACGUGCAUCAUGUCUGCGAAUUUUUUGAUAGCGCUGAUCUGCGUCGCGGAGCUGACGAGCCUGGCGUUAGCGGGCGGGCACGGCGGGCACCACAAGAAGGUGAUCAUCCACGUGCCGGUUCUCGUCAAGCACCACCACCACAAACAUACCAUUGUCAAGCACGUGCACCACAAGCACGGCGGCGGCGGCGGCGACGAUCACUACGAGGUGCUGGGAUAUACCUAUGGAGAGCCCAAGCCGGCGCCGCACUUUGGCGGAGGGCACGGUUGGCACGUGGCAGAUGAGGGGCACGAGGGCCACGAGGAGUCUCCUGUGAGUUUCGAAGGCGGAGACCACGGCAGCUACGGGCUCAGCAGCGAAGGCCAGGAGUACGGCGCCCACGGGGAAUAUUAACCCAUCGAGUGCUUAACCUGUCGACUACUUAUUCGCAAGGUGCACGGCUGGUGCUGUCAUCUAGACUUUUCUGUUGAUACUUACUACUUGGGCGAACGUCUAUGCCAUUUUAGUUACAUUGCGCUCUAUUGAGGUUAUAUAGAAUUCAACACAUUUCAUCGUAUUUUCACGGAAAUUCACGAAAGUGUUACGUUAUUUCUACCAGGCUCAGUACUACAUAGGUUAAUACUUGACUGUUGGUGAGUGCCGUAGCCGAAUGGCAUUUCUGCAACGCGAAACGAAAACGAAACGCCGCGCAAGGUAUUCUGGCUCUGUCGCGCCAAUACGCACGAGAGAUAGAGAUAGAUAGGUAUCUACGAGCGUUUCGUUUCGUGAGCGUUUGUGCCAUUCGGCUACGUACCCUGAACCGAUAGGACAAAUUAAUUAUACGAAUGUUUCCAAGAGAAUAUAAUGAAAAAUUAUUGUGCUCUAAUUAGAUCUGUAAAUGAGCUGUGUGCGUAGCCGAAUGAACAAACGCUCACGAAACGCUCACGAUAAUAUCUCUUUCUUAGCUAUCUAUCUAAUUCGCUCUAGCGUAUUGGCGCGACAGAGCCAGACUACAUUUCUGCGGCGUUUCUCUGGCGUUUCCCGUCGCAGAAAUGCCAUUCGGCUACGGGGCCUGUUAAAUCUUAUGGAGUCAAGCAGAUAAAACAGCCGCCGCUAGGUGAUGUUUGACAUGCUCAUAAGAUGAUGUGUAUUUGUGAUAAUCAGCGUUGUCAGCACGUUGCCAAUUGAGGUAGAUCGACUCACAUUCCACCGAGGCAUUCCAUGAAUCUUCCUUAAUCGACGUACUCUUAAAUACCUCAAAAUGAAAACGUUUUUGUUUUCGAUUAGUUCUCAUUACAAUGGUUGUUAGUUUCGUUCGUAUGUCGUGAUACAACGGCCUGUUAGGUGAGAUGAACGGAAGGUACUUCGGAAUGUCUAAGCAUUAUAAAAGUACAAAUAAAAUACGUUUAAGGCGAACUGACUGGGCGAGUCACUGAUAUCAGAACGCCACCUACAGUCGGAGCUCCAAAAUCUGAAGAUCUUUUUAACCACUUACAAGUACUUAACAGUGUGUUCAAAAUAAUCAUUGUUAUGAAGUAUCCCCACGGUACUUUAAUGUUUGUUAUAUCGUUUUAAAAGUUGUUGUGAUUUAUUAAAUCCUGUUUUAAAUGGGAUAUCGUUAUUAAUAUUAUAUUUUAUGGUUAAGAUAAAUCCUGAUCGU
Molecule: messenger RNA, 1738 nt
Organism: Leguminivora glycinivorella
Lineage: Eukaryota; Metazoa; Arthropoda; Insecta; Lepidoptera; Tortricidae
Exons: 3
Coding region: 109-492 (127 amino acids)
Source: RefSeq, a predicted model, not a curated record